Molecule: messenger RNA, 930 nt
Organism: Nymphalis io (European peacock)
Lineage: Eukaryota; Metazoa; Arthropoda; Insecta; Lepidoptera; Nymphalidae
Product: ubiquinone biosynthesis O-methyltransferase-like
Exons: 6
Coding region: 15-863 (282 amino acids)
Biological process (GO): ubiquinone biosynthetic process
Molecular function (GO): 2-methoxy-6-polyprenyl-1,4-benzoquinol methyltransferase activity
Source: RefSeq, a predicted model, not a curated record
AACUACAUGUUCAUAUGCUUUUGUUAAAAAUGGCUAUGGCUAAUAAUUUGUUAAGUGAAUCAAAAUAUUUGUUCAGAUUUUUGCGCAUCCAGAAGCAUCAAGCAAGGCGAAUUCAAACAACAGUGGAUGCUUCAGAUGUUGACAGACACACCCGACACAUGAAUGAAUGGUGGGAUACUGAUGGACCAAUAAAACUAUUACAUCGAUUAAACGAUAUUCGUAUACCCUUUAUACAAGAAGGACUAGCUCAAACAUCAUUAGAAGAUAACUUUUCAUCUGUAUUAAAAGGAAAAACAAUAUUAGACGUCGGCUGUGGCGGGGGAAUUCUAUCAGAGGGGUUGGCAAAGUUGGGGGCCAAUGUUAUUGGUAUUGAUGCAAGCAAGGAAUUAAUUGAAGUAGCGCAAUAUCACUCUUCUAAAAACAAGGAAUUGAUAUAUAAUUGGCCAACGUAUAUAAACACUACAAUAGAGGAACAUGCCGCUAUUCAUUCGGAAAAGUACGACGCUGUUGUGGCAUCGGAAAUAAUAGAGCAUGUCGUUGAAAAAGAAUUGUUUCUGGAAUCGUGUGUACACGCUACGAAACCAAACGGAAAAUUAUUCUUUACAACACCCAGUAAAACAAGAAUAGCUCAAUUUUUUGUUAUAUUUAUCAAUGAAACAAUACUGAAUGCAAUUCCAAAGGGCACUCACCAAUAUGAUAAAUUUAUAACUCCAAUGGAACUUAAAUCUAUGUUGGAGAUGAACAAUUGUAUGGUGGAAUCAACGCGAGGCUUUGUCGCUCAUCCUAUAGCGAAGAAAUGGGCGUGGACUAACCACAAAUUGUUCAUGUUCGCAAUGCAAGCUGUUAAAUUAAAACGAUGCUAAUGCCCAAUUAUAACAACUGCGAAGAAGUUUUCAUUACAAUAUCAUAGUAAAUGUACUUAAUUAAAUA